Molecule: messenger RNA, 1235 nt
Organism: Phialemonium atrogriseum
Lineage: Eukaryota; Fungi; Ascomycota; Sordariomycetes; Cephalothecales; Cephalothecaceae
Product: kinase-like domain-containing protein
Exons: 1
Coding region: 148-1008 (286 amino acids)
Biological process (GO): protein phosphorylation
Molecular function (GO): protein tyrosine kinase activity; ATP binding
Source: RefSeq, a predicted model, not a curated record
CGCGUGCGCAUAAUGUUGAGCCAUAUGUUCCGCAGAAGUCUAUCCGCACACCCAAAAAUAAAUUGGCUACCUUGAUAAGCGUGACAUUCCCUCCUAUCGCUACCCCAAUCUCGACCCUACCCGAAACACUCCCUCUCGCUCACAAACAUGGUUUCUCUCAUGUUUCCUGAUAUGGGCCCCGGGUUUGGCGCCAUCCUAGGCAUGGGGGGAUCGUGCUUUGUGUCGUACGUCGAUGAGGGCACCGUCCAUAAGAGCUACGAGAUCUGGGUAGACGGACGGCGGCGGUCAUACUACCCGGAAGGCUGUGAGGAGGACCUGACGCGUGAAUAUGCCAUCUACAAACACCUCGGCAAGCACGAUCGCAUCUUGCGCUGCUUCGGCCUCGACGAGAUCCGCCGCCCAAGCGUGCACGCGCUACGCCUUGAGCUAGCGCCGCUAGGCACCGUACGCGACCUUAUCCAGAAGAAGCUUCCUAGCGACCCGCUACCCGAGCAGACGCGGCUACAGAUGUGUCGCGACGUUGCUGAUGGGCUCGCCUACGUCCACUCACGGCGCGUGUGGCACUCAGACAUCAGUUGCCGGAACCUUAUGCUCUUUGAUGGCUACCGCGUCAAGAUUGGCGACUUUGGCGGGUCCAUCAUCGGGGGCCGCGAGUCAUCGUUCCCAGUCACGGUGGCCGAGGAGGCUCAGUACAAGCUACCGUGUCGUGGACGGGAUAUGCACGAGCGGCCGAUUAUGAAAAGGGAGCUUUUCGCGCUCGGAUCGUGCAUGUACGAGAUUAUGGCCUGGAUGCGGCCGUUCCAGGGCCUACGCGAUAGUGAGGUGACCAAGCGAUACGAACGCAGCGAGUUCCCGUCUCUGGAUGGCAUCCCAGUCACGGCCGCGCAGGCUGUCUGGAACUGUUGGCACGAGGUCUAUGACUGUGCAGACGAGGUGGUUGAGUUGUUAAAGAACGAUUGCCAAGUAUCGGAGGGGAGGCAACGUCCAACUCUAGCGGAGGAGGAGUAGUAGGCAGUAGAAGAAUGGAGGCUCGCUCCUGGACAGGCGUGGUCCGUGCGAGCUUUUGGGACAGCGCCUCACAGCGACACUCCUCACAGCAAGCCGACCGGAAGCCAACCCAGGGCUCAUGGAUAGGCGAAGGGCGCAUGGCAGUCCUGACACGAUGCCUUAUCACGCAACGGAGACAGCUUAACUCUUGCCAAAAUGGGAUAUUUGUAUUCUGUCCACGCAAACCC